This is a messenger RNA of Aspergillus eucalypticola CBS 122712, 558 nucleotides long. RefSeq names its product ankyrin. The transcript is spliced from 3 exons. The record is from RefSeq and is a predicted model, not a curated record. Lineage: Eukaryota; Fungi; Ascomycota; Eurotiomycetes; Eurotiales; Aspergillaceae. The annotation marks the transcript as partial. Gene Ontology annotation, molecular function: protein binding.
UCCAAAAUGGUCACCCUAACCCCCGACACAAUCGACGACCUAAUCUACUCCGCGCGCGCCGGCGAACUCCAAGACCUCCAAACGGACCUAACCACCCUAGCAACCCGGACCUCCACGACGCCGGCGCACAUCAUCGCCGCAGCAAUCGACACGGCGCCCCAGGAAGAAGGUGGAAGUGGGUCGAGUCUGUUGCAUUACCCUGCCGCGAAUGGAAACCUUGAAAUCCUCACCUACCUCCUCACCACCCUAACCACCCUCCCCAGCCUUCCAGAAAUCACCAAAGUCCUUAACCACCGGAACUACUCAGGAAACACGCCUUUGCACUGGGCGGCGCUGAACACGCAUCUGGAGUGCGUGAAGGCGCUGGUAGAGGCGGGCGCGGAUGUCGGGGUGAAGAAUGAUGCGGGGCUGGAUGCGGUGUUUUUGGCGGAGCGGGCGGAUUGGAAGACUCAGGAGGAUGGAGGGGCUGAGGAGGAUGAGGAGAAACAGGAUGCUGGGGAGAUGACGAGGGGGAGACAGGUUGUCGAGUGGUUGUUGAGUUCGGAGAAGGCGGCGGAG